CGGGCUGGGAUGGAGUGCAAGCAUGAGCCUGCUAGAAGAGGGGACAGCUGGGGUGGGCCUACCACUACAACAUCCUCCACCCUCAACAAGACAGGAGCAAACACGUCCCUGGAGAGGCACAGUACUAACAACUUGGAGAAGGAUGACCACCACUGUGGGGUCAAAGCAAAGCCAGGCAUGACGUCCUGCCAGAUGGAGCGGAAAACAAACCUCAGCAGAAGUGCCAGUUUGUCAGAGAAGGAGCUGAAGGAGGCACGGACCAAGAGUCAGAUCAUUGCUGCUCAGCUCCAGGCCAAUUCCAACUCUAAAGGCGUCCAACUUUUCAACCGGCGCAGACAGAGAGUGAACGCUUUCACACUUGUAAGCGUCAGAGGAGGGGGAGUGGAGGCAUCCAAGAAUGUAAUUGAUUCAUCUUUUGAAAGUCCACGGACAUGGAACAAACAUCACUUGACUGAGGACCAGGACAAAGAGUUGAAUCGUAAGAACCUCACGUGGAUGGCCGACAGAAUCCGCAGUACUGGGAGUGACAUGGAAGAUGCUAGUGAGGUUACACGGGAGGAUGUAGCAGAAGAAAGCGGCCAAGACAUACACUUUCUCCCUGUCAAUGAGAAGGAUGAGGAGCUCUCAGAAGACCUCACGGAGCAUGUGAAGGAAGAGGUUACUCUUAGAAGUGAUAAUACCCCUGCUGUUAUGGACAGAACUGGUCAAGAUGAAGCUGAAGGCAAUGGAGCACACAAUAAAGAAAUCCCAAAUGGAUACAGUGCACAAUGCAAUGGAAAAGCAGGUAAGACAGUGACUAAACAGCCCACCAUCAUGAACAGAACAGCUCGCCCAUUUUUCUCCCCGACAACAGUAGGAUCCUCUGAAGCUACAAGUCCAGUCAUGGACAUCCCUUCAGCCCCAUCUGAUGACUCUACAACACACUUUGAACCUUCAACUUACCCAGUGCACCCAAGACCUGUUUUCUCUCCACCACUACCUCCACCUUCAUAUCCAAUGCCUCCUCUGCCCAGCUACUCCAGCCCUCCUCCACCUAACACAGCCCAUGCUCCCUCACCUCAGCCUUCUUCUUACAUCCGCCCAUAUGCCCCCAGGCCUACAUUUGUCCCUAACCUUAUGAGUGAGAAGAGAUCUGUAACUCCCAUCAGAUCGGGCAUCCUUGACGAGGGCCAGGCUCGCAGAGCAACCCGCAAGUCGAUGUUCACAUUUCAGGAGAAGCCAAAAGUGGCUCCGAAUCCCGAACUCCUGUCCUUGGUGCAGUGUGCAGAUGGAAAGAAGAAAAAACCCCAGCCAGAUGCAGGGCAGGAAGAGGAGCUGCUGUCUCUCGGGGCUGAAGCCUCAAACUUCCUGGCCAAGGACGAGGAUAUUCAUGAGGAAGCUGCGGUGCCAGAGUGGGCCUCGAGUUUGAAAAGCUCCAGGACACGUGCCAGGAUAGAGCACAAGCCUGAGCAAGCCCUGACCAAUGCUUCAGGAAAAGGAGCCGAACUGUUUGCCAAACGCCAGUCGAGGAUGGAAAGGUAUGUCCAUGACAGCAAGGACCCGAGAUCUCCCUCUCCUACCAUGUCCUUGCCUCCUUCGUGGGUGUAUCCAUCCAACAUGCCCGGUCGAGUAAAGGCCAUAGUAAACUCCUCCAAUAUAAGUACACAAAUUUCAAAAACACUUCAAGCUCAGCAGGCAACUCAGAAAAAGACUGUCCCUGCCAAAACGCCAGCACCUGUUCCGGCUCCAGAAAUACCCUUGGAGAAUGGCUGCACUAAAAUCGAGAUGGAGCUGUCCAAACAUCAGCCAUACCAGCUCAACUCAUCCCUCUUUAUCUUCAACCCAAUGAAAGAUCCCUACAGCACUCUUCCCAGAGCCGCCCCGGCUCCUAAAUCUGUCGUGACAGCUCACUCCUACUCCAGACAAUCAUCCCUUCCAACAAGCCCAUUGCCAUCACACUACAGCCCGUCUGCCACCUAUCGGUCAGCCCAUUGCUUUUCGCCUCCUAUGACGCUCAGUCCCAUCAAAGCAGGCAGUGUCAGUUCCCCAGUAUCACCUUUAGCUCCAGAUCGUGUGGCUUCACCUCGCUCUGGCGUCCAAGCUCCACGUCCCACAUUCUCCACCAAAAAAGCUGGUAUCAGCCCACAGAUUAAGGAGGAGACCCCGGCACCAUUCAAUAGCCCCGGCUCCACCACCCCAACCUCCAGGACGCCCAACCUCACUAGACGCUUCACCAGCCCUGAGAUGCUUUCUAGCACUGUCUGGUCCCCCAGAAGCCCUCUAGUGACCUCUACAUCAUCCAGCCCAAUCUACAAGCCCACACCCAUCUCCCCCUCACCCCGGCCCAUCCAUAAACCCGUCACGACAUGCCCUUCCCCAAGCCCUAUCCGCAAGCACAUUGCAGCCACUGCAUCUCCAGGUACCAUCUUCAAGCCAACCGCCACCUCUCCUGUAUCUCCACACUGGGAAACCAGGUGCCAGUCCCCAGCUGUCAGCCAGGACACCAAAGCCAACCACCGCAUUUUGGCCAAAAACAUCAUCAAUGCUGCCAAGCGGAAAAACAGUCCGUCUCCUGGGGCACCGAGCAGCCGCAGUCUGCCCAUCUCCCCAGUGAACAGCGGGAUCGUGCCUUACGAACACAAACCAGUCAGUCCAUUUCAGCCACGGAUGCUGGGGGCUCAAUCGCCCACCCUUACCAGUCCCUCUCCCACCCGCAUGAUCCACUCUCCAGUGCAGUUGUACAACGCCCGCUCGCUGACUGACUCUGAUGCCUCGGUCGAGUCUGAGGAUUCAGGUCUGCGCUCUCCUGGAGUGCGCAGCUAUAAUACCUGCCCCCGUGGCUGGACCGGCAGUCUGCAGGUGAAGAGGGGAGGCGUGCCCGAAGAUCUGUAGGAAGCAUUUAGGGAUGAUUUAUACUUCAGCCUGAUUUCGUUGUAGACCAAAAUGUCCCUUAAAUAUUGAAUGUAAAGCAUUGUGGAUUUUUCAGUACAUUGCAUACAGUACAGUAUGUUACUAUGUUGACUCUGUGAUGGACUCUGUUCAUGUUAAAGAAAUACAUUGUCGUUCAAAAGUUUGGGUCAGUAAGUUUUUUUUUUCUCCGCAAGGACGCAUUAAAAUGUUU
Sinocyclocheilus anshuiensis is the source of this 3100-nucleotide messenger RNA. Its product is annotated as synaptopodin-like. The transcript is spliced from 3 exons. The coding region runs from base 10 to 2871 and encodes 953 amino acids. Gene Ontology annotation, cellular component: nucleus; actin cytoskeleton; Z disc. The record is from RefSeq and is a predicted model, not a curated record. Gene Ontology annotation, molecular function: actin binding. Gene Ontology annotation, biological process: positive regulation of actin filament bundle assembly. NCBI's taxonomy places the organism in Eukaryota, Metazoa, Chordata, Actinopteri, Cypriniformes, Cyprinidae.